GCACAGCAGUGAGUUGCUCCUUUCGCUGGGGAGCGGCAGGAAGGAAAGCGUUAAAUGCCGAGGGUAAACAUCACCCUCUUUGUUACCGAGUCAGCAGAGCAGAGAGGAUCCCACUGACAAACCCAGCCUGGCAGCCUCUCCCCAGCCAGACUGGUUAUUGCUCCGGAGGCUCUUACUCAUUUGAAUUUAGGAGGAGCUGCCUCCCUCCCUCCCUCCCAUGAGUGUCCCGAUUAAAAAGCUUUUCUCAGACACCUGCAGACCGGCUGGCAGGUACGGGUGCUCCCUUAGCUCGGCUGGGUCGGUAGCAGAGACAGCUCUCCUCGCCCCGCCAGCCUCCUGCAGCCCUGCACGAUGGUGAAGUACGGCCUCGACUACACGCGGUGCAGAUGGAUCCUACCCCUGCUCCUGGGCAUCGGCGUCAUCUUCGGCAUCAUCGCACUGGCGGGCAGGGGCUGGCUGGAGUCGCAGACCUUGCCCUACGUGCACCAAGCGUCGCUAUGGGAGAGCUGCAGGAAGCCCUUUGAGGGUGGGGAAUGGAGGUGCGAGUCCCUCAUGGGUUACGCUUGGGGAAGAGCUGCAGCCGCCACAUACCUUGUUGGAUUUAUACUCCUCGUCAUCUGUUUUGCUCUGGCCAUCAUAGCAUUUGCCAUUGAUACGCUUCGGUUCAACUUCAUAAGAGGGAUUGGAGGCUUGCUUUUUGUGGCUGCUGUGUUCUCCAUCAUGGGCUUGGUCAUUUACCCAGUAAAGUUCUCCAGUGAAAUUGAAAUGACAGGAAUCAAUAUGUUCAGCUGGGCUUACGGCUUUGGCUGGACCACUGCCAUUAUGGAAAUAUGCUUGGGAUUCUUCUUCUGCUGCCUUCCUAACUAUGAAGACCAAAUCUUGGGUAAUGUGAAGCCCACAUAUUUUUACUCUUCCCCGUAAACACCAGGAAAAAUGCAUUCAUAUUCCAGAGAUAUCUGACAGGCUAUCUAUGUUUUUCAGAAUAUUGUCAUCAGAUGCUAGUAGGAAAGUCUGGAAACUUUACAAUACAUGUAGAAAAACAGUACUGGCAUUUUACAAUAAAGUUAUCUACUCUUUUGUGGACCUUCAUAUCUGAUGUCGGUUGCUUAGGUUAAGUCUAAAUGUUAAAAAAAACUUGCGUUUCCUCAUUCAUUCUGAUGAGUGGGGGUGCAUAUGGAUUUUAUUAAAUUUUAUGUGCCUUCAUAUUUCUAAUUAAAUUCAGAAAAGAAGUUAUCAGCAGACAAUGACAACAAAAAAUGUAUAUCAUCUUUCUGAAGGGAAGUGGCUUGCAGAAGUCCCACUUCAUGUGUGUUAGUUUUCUUUAACCUGAAGAUUUUGUGCAUUUUCAGAAAGCCAAAUGCCUUUAUCCACUGACUGCCAGAGCAGCAAAUCAGUCAGCCAGGACUUCAUGGCUUUGCUUCCAAUUUUCUACUCAUUCAACUUAAGCCAUAGGGCUACAGUAAGAAAAGGGCAAGAGAACCACCCCUACCAAAGCCAUCACCCAGACUUCCACCCAUCUAUUUGGAGUGUAGGAUUUUAUUACUGAGUAUCAGUAAGAGUAGACAAGGACCAUUAGUAAUCCAAACACCCUUAAAAAUCCUGGGAUGCCAUUGCUGCAGCCAGCACAGAGCAGGCAGAGGGGAUUUCCAGCCAUCCUUGCAACCUACAGACCUGGUUUGAAGAGGCUCCUGGUUUGGCUUUCUCCAUGGGCCUCUGUCCCUUUAAUUGGCUGUAUCAACAUCUAUCUUUAAAAAGCUCUGUUUUACUGUUCCAGUUGUUUUAUACAGCAUAAGAGGGUCAGGAAGGAGUUAAACAAAGGUAUGACUCCCCUCAGCAUUUCGCUCACAGGAGUGGACUUGGAGCAGUGUGGAUCUAGGUAUCAAACUUUGGUCAAAACGCCCUUUUAAAUUAAUUUGCUUGUUUUAAAUAUUCUAAAAUUGGAAAGUACGUCCUGUAAAAUGUGUAAAUACCCCCUACCAUCUCACAGUAAGACUUUCAGUGAGAGAAAUCUUCAUGAAACACUCUUUGGUAUCUUAUGCUCUACAGUGCUUCAGAGCUGGGAAUAUUGCAAGCAAUGAAGUAUACUCAACACUAUUGGUUUCUGCAUUGCAAACCCUGGCUUUAUAAUGUUCUUUUUCUUCUCUUACAUGAAAAAAGGGAUAAUUCUAUUGUGUGUAAAAAGGAGUCCCACUGAAAUCCUUAAACAGAGUUGAUUAUUAUCUUGUAAUAUAUCUGCAAUUUUUAAACAAUCUGUACUCUAUGAAAAGAGCCUUGCCAAGUAUUCUUUACUGCAAAGAACGAGAGGUAGGAACAUUUUUUUAAUAAAACCUCUGAGUAGCUAAAAUUAAUAAAGAAACAGGCCUUAACUUUUUUUUUUUUUUUUUUUUUUUUUUUUUGAAACAGUUAAUCCCUUUCACUUUUAUAGAUUGACUUCUAACUUAGAUCAAUAAACAUGAGAAUUGUAUCAGGCCGAUGUGGAGUGUCUAUGCAACAGGGACUGGCUAGACAAGAACUUGCAAAUGCAUUAAGAAGCUAUUUCCUAGUCGGAAGUAAAUGAAAAUAAAAUAAACACACAU
Anas platyrhynchos (mallard) is the source of this 2576-nucleotide messenger RNA. RefSeq names its product p53 apoptosis effector related to PMP-22. Gene Ontology annotation, biological process: cell-cell adhesion. NCBI's taxonomy places the organism in Eukaryota, Metazoa, Chordata, Aves, Anseriformes, Anatidae. Gene Ontology annotation, cellular component: membrane; cell-cell junction. The record is from RefSeq and is a predicted model, not a curated record.